This is a messenger RNA of Hydatigera taeniaeformis, 693 nucleotides long. Lineage: Eukaryota; Metazoa; Platyhelminthes; Cestoda; Cyclophyllidea; Taeniidae. The record is from the annotation of a GenBank genome assembly.
AUGCGAACAUCAUGGUGUUCUGAUGAGGCGGGCGGUUCACGCACCACCCGCAUGUUUGCAGCGAUGACUGCCGCUACUGAGGCCAAGGUCCCCACCGCGAGCUGGAAACAGGGCCACUGUGAUCGGCAGCUUCACCCACGCACAGGUGUGCAGCCAACUGUCUUCGAAAUGGUCACAACCCUCACAAGUCCAACUACGGAGUCACUGAGUGGCCGAGAGACUACACUCGGCACUGAGAUGCAGGGUGGGAGUGACAUUUGGCAGUGUAAUCGUAUAGAUAUUGAGAGUACGCACAACUUGACUAAAGGAAAACUUCCUUAUGGUCACACGCUAGGGGUCGGAAGUGUUGAGCUACCUGCCACUAGAGGCAGGCUCAUCACCAGUGCGAGCCAUCUGGGCCUCUUUCGUCGAUGUGGCUACCCAGCUUACCAGCCGAAUGGAGAUGUUGAAUGGAUUCAGGGAUGUGGUUACUACCCGGCGUUGGAAAGCGUGCCACAUUGGGUCUGGCGCUUGGCUUUGGUGCUUCUCAUCAUAGCUAUCUGCCUUCUCGUUUGUCUGGCGUUCUUUGUGAUCUGCUCGGCAGCCUGCAUGUCUCUGCUGCAAAAGGACUUGAAAAUGUCGCGAGCCUGCUCCUACGUUCACCUUGUUGCAGGUGAGAUUGUGCUGUGUGCUAUCAGAAAGGGGGAUUGGUGA